GCCUCAGAGACGCCACCUCCGUCUAAAGAGGAGACUCCAGAUAAGUCACCGGAAACGCAAGUGAGGAAACUUGAAGAAGAAUCGUCUGAAGGAGGGAAUAGCUCCGAGGAGAGUGAAAUAGACAAUUUGCGCGCUCCUGUGAUCUGCGUUCUGGGUCAUGUCGAUACUGGAAAGACGAAAAUGCUGGAUACCAUUCGGCGAACAAAUGUUCAAGAUGGUGAGGCUGGUGGUAUAACACAACAAAUUGGUGCCACCCAGGUGCCAGCCGACGCGAUUAAGGAGCGGUGUAAGCAAGUGAGAGACUUCAAUCCAGAUGCUGUGAAGAUUCCAGGCUUCCUUAUUAUUGACACACCGGGUCACGAAAGUUUUGCUAAUCUUCGUUCUCGUGGAUCAUCGCUUUGUGACUUCGCCAUACUUGUGGUAGACAUUAUGCAUGGACUUGAACCGCAAACGAUUGAGUCGCUGAAAUUGCUCCUCAAGAGGAAAACACCAUUUGUUGUUGCUCUGAACAAGAUUGAUCGAUUAUACGGAUACGAAUCGAACCCACGCAAAGACGUCUAUCAACAUUUGAAAUCUCAACCACAAAACACACAACUCGAGUUUAAAGAGCGCUACGAUAAGAUUGUUGGAGAAUUCGCUGAGCAGGCUCUCAACGUUUGCCUGUCCUACCAGAACAAAAACCUUGAUGAAUACAUCAGUAUGAUCCCGCCUCUGCUUUCAUGGGGGAGUGGAAUAGAAAUUGAUGUGCCCCCGCUUCUAUCAUUGUGGAACAGCACAGAAGCACCGAACGCUGAUAAGUUGUGCCUACACGGAAAGAAUUGA
This is a messenger RNA of Ostertagia ostertagi, 822 nucleotides long. NCBI's taxonomy places the organism in Eukaryota, Metazoa, Nematoda, Chromadorea, Rhabditida, Trichostrongylidae. The record is from the annotation of a GenBank genome assembly.